Messenger RNA from Fusarium graminearum PH-1, 1044 nucleotides. RefSeq lists its product as uncharacterized. NCBI's taxonomy places the organism in Eukaryota, Fungi, Ascomycota, Sordariomycetes, Hypocreales, Nectriaceae. Bases 1 to 1044 code for a protein of 347 amino acids. The transcript has 3 exons. The record is from RefSeq and is a predicted model, not a curated record.
AUGGCAUCUCAGAUCAAUGAUAAAGGUUCUGCGCAUGCACUUGCCGAAAUGAAUCGUGCAAUUCCUGAAUUGAAGCGUGUAAUUGCUCGUGAUGAGCGUCUUAUCACUUAUAUCAAGGCUUCCCUGGAAUACAAAGAGGCUGCUAUAUCUCACUGGGAAGUAGUCAUGGCUCAAGAUGAGGCUACCGAUAGCACCGAGACCACGCGCAGCCAUGCUGAGCUUCAACGCAACAUUUCCGAGGCUAUACGCAAGGCUGCCGAAGCUAAACGUCUCCAUGAAGUGGCAGUAGCAAACUAUCGACUUACCGACGGCAUCCAUAUAACUUCUGUUGCCCAAGACUCGGAUCAUGUUGCUCAAAAAGAGACAGAGAGUUCGGCCGUUGAAACCAUAUUCAAACAUUGUCGUGGCCAUGGCCGAUCUCUCGCUAAGCAAGGAAGUACGUGGCUCACACUUGGGCUCGCCAAGUUUGUUAUCCACUACCUAGAGCAAAGGCGUCAAGGAAUCAAUGCCCUCGAUGGUAUCGUGGAUUUUAGCGAAGAAGGUGCAGCUAGUUUGCAAAGGCUGAUUCACAACAUCCAAUGCGUAUUUGCUACACAUAAGGCUGAAGUUGUCUUUGCCAGUAUGUCAAGUGAACAGGGAGACUUGACAGAAGAUGAGAAGUGGCUAUUCCACCUCCACCUGUUGAAAGCCUACCUGCCACGGCUGUCUGCAUUCCAUUACACGGCCAGUGGAAGCCUUGCCUCUAUGUACUACCGAUCCAUGGCUCCCUGCGAGGUGCGCUCAAAUGAGUAUACGCUGCUGUCGCUCAUGGACACCACGUCGCUAAUAAAUCCGUCCGAGCGCACGAUAAUGUUCGGCGUCACCCACAACUUGUCUCGAUCUUCUGCAGGUAUCGGGUUGUUUGAUUGGUUAAUGAUCCCCGCUGAGGUUAUUGACGACUGGCGGGUACUGAAUAGAGUCAAUCUGUACGAGGUUAUUCGCCCAAGAAUUCAUCAUGAGGGAAAGAACAACAUUGAAGUUGAUGAGGAGGACUACAAGCCGUGA